CAAGCUAAAUAACAUAGAAUAUUUAUUAUUGCCGACACGCUUGCUUUAAUUUAUUGAUUAGCAAAUUUUAAUAGGCGAAGAGGGCGCGCGGAAGCGCAAGCAAACGGAAUAGCGCAACAAUUUCUUCGCACAAAGGCAAACAAACCUCGUGCGAGCAAACAAAACGCCGGCAAAGCAAUCAAACAAGAAUCAACAAACCCCAACAAUAAAUGAAUUUGUGCAGCAAGUGCAAAAGCAAAACGCGUCGGAGGGAGUGAGAGGCAAACACCUAAGCGCCAGAGGUCAUUUCAAUUGGCGUUUGAUUUACACGUUCGCGAAAUUCCACAAAAAUUCAAUAAGAAUCAUAUUUUCGCGCGAUCAAGUAGUGUCUUAGUGCUGACACUAAAGUGGAAAGUGUGCGUCGGAGUGUGCUAGUGUAAAGUGCAAGAACGUUUUACCACAGCUAAAUUAACAAAUAAAAGAUAUUAAAUAAAAAAUUAAAAAUUAUUGAUAUCAGUGUUUAGAGACAAUUUUGAAAUUGUCUACAAUUAAUUUUGAGCUUUUGCUCUUCUACAAACUAAUCGUUAUUUGUUAAUUAAACGACAGUGUAUUUAAAUCACUAAAUAUGGCAACACUGAAAGCUGCUUAUCACAUUACUUGUCUGCUUUUGGCCCUCUUGGUGCUGGAAGUGAAAUGCAGUGAAUCAGCAGGCGACCUCCUGCCGCAUCCCUGCUACAAUGUAAAAUGCCCGCCGAUGUCCGAAAUGUCCUGCCCGCCGGACAGCAGUGUACGCGAAAUGCUCAACAGCAUCGAAAUGCAACAGAUCACCGUAGCGCCCACCGAUACCGCCGAUGCCAUGAACUACAAUACCACCGAAAUCGAUGAAGACGUCUAUGCAGAAUGCUGUCUGACCAAAAAGUGCAUUUGCAAGACCUGCUACAUACCCGACUGUCAUGGCGAAGAUGAAGUGGUCGUCGAGCUAUUGCCCGAAUCUAUGAACAAACCCGGUCAAUGUUGCGGCGAGUAUGAGUGUCAGCGCAAACCGAAGUGCACAGCGGGCGAUGAUAGUGAGCUGUAUUGGCUGAAGGGCUGUCAGCGUUGCCACUGUUUUGCGGGCAAACCCAUGUGCAUACAGAUCUGCGAUGAGGCCGUGAAUAAGACCAAAGCCAUUUGCAAGCCAGAAAAAUUGAAUGCGCUCUUUGAACAUGGCGAAAGUUGGCGGGUCGGCUGCUAUGAAUGCGAAUGCAUCGAUGGCGUUGAAAAGUGCGUGCUGCCGUUCUGCAGCAAUGUCGAUUGUCCACGCGAACGUCAAGUAACGUUGAAAGAUGGUUGCUGUCCCAUUUGUUGGCCCGACUGUGCGCCCAUGCCAAAGGAAUUGCUGAGCGGUCGCAGCAGCCUACAUGGCAAAUACGGCAAUGGUUUGCGGCAUUACGACGAUGAGGACGAAGAAGGUGAUGACGGUCUGGCUGACGAUUUCGUUGAUGAUGCAAAUAGUGCACAGCGUAGCUUUGAUUAUGCUGGCGAAAAUGAGAAUGAUCCAUUGUCGAACAUACAGUUGGGCGAAGCAGAAGCAGUGAAGCUGCAGCAGAAUACAACCGCCGAAGCGCAAACCACUGCAAGUGCCGCCAGCUCGUCAACAACCGCAGCAACAGUGAAAACAACCGCCGGACCAGCAACCCAAACGAGCACGACCGCCGCUUCCGCUAUAUACUUGCCCAUAACGCCUACCACAGCAGCGCCUUCCGAGUCGCCAGCUGUGGCGCUUGCCAGUGAACCUGCCAUAGCCACCGCUUGCCCGCCUGUUCUAGCCUCACGUCACGACGGUCCGGCCUCCUUCCAACUAUACCGCGACGAGGACGACGUCAUGCCCGCAGUUAAAGUCGUCUCGGAAUCAUGCAAACAUUGGAUGAUUUAUAUUGUUAUCGGCAUUUUGGUCGCCUUCAUUGCGGUGCUUAUAGCUUGGAUCAUACAGUUGCGUCUGAAGCAGCGUUCCUACCGGCCGGUCUCGCACAUCGAUGACAAUUUCAAUAAGAUGUCCUGUAAUAUUAAGCAAACAAAUGCUUAUGUUUAAGAAGAAAGCGAGUUAUAUGUAAUGGAAAAUGAAAAAUUGCGAGUGUGAAAGCUUAAGACAGUUCAUAAUGAGCGUAGCACUGGAUACUUAUAUGUAUGUGUGUUGUUUUAGCGCCACGUCCUCGGUAGUGAAGUUUAGUGUAUGAAAAGAGUUUAUGCUAGCAAUGGAGAAAAUUAUGGCCGUCUUAAGCAAACAUUUAGAACAUUAGCAACGAUAUUAAAUAUUAAGAUUUCUUAGUUGAUAGAAUUAUAACUCAUUUUUAUGAUCACUUCACAUAAACUCGCUUUUUGAACUCGCUUUUGAACAUAAAAUCACAAAAAUUAACGGAGCAAAUUUUUGGAAAAUAUUUAUUGAAUAUUUUCAGUAAAGGUUGUGGAAUUAGAUAUCUGCCACACGAACCCGAAGGAAGCAAAAGAUCAGUAGGAGAUUUUAAAAAAUAAGUUCGGAGUAUUCUACGAAAUUAACACUCAGUCGAAUAUUACGAUCGGGUUCAUGGUUAGCUGAAAUUAAUUUCAUUUAGCAAGAAACCCAGCAUCUCUGAAUUGACGGCGGAAAGAUUGGUUAGACAUCUCAAAAAUAGUUUCGAAGUAUACUGAGGAGUUGACACUCCUUGGUGGAAUAUAAAACUGGGUUCAUGGAAACCUGAAACGUGUCACAUGUAGCGAUAAAACUUCAAACAUGACCUGACCGAGGAAACCACCGGUUGGACUUCUCAAAAAUAGUUUCAGAGUAUACUGCGAAGAUGACACAUCUUUCUCGAGUAUAAACUUGAGUAUAUGGAUAAAAGCUCUGCGUUAACCGUUAGCUAGGCUCAUAAUACUACCGGAAAACAUAAAAUGCUUUGCCAUUUGGUAAAAUUAUGUCCAUAAAAACUCAUAUAUAUCCUUUCUAAAAAAAACUUC
Molecule: messenger RNA, 2952 nt
Organism: Bactrocera latifrons
Lineage: Eukaryota; Metazoa; Arthropoda; Insecta; Diptera; Tephritidae
Exons: 2
Coding region: 605-2050 (481 amino acids)
Molecular function (GO): protein binding
Source: RefSeq, a predicted model, not a curated record